ACCACCGCCGCCUCCUCCCCCGCCGGGUCGCUGCCUCUCAUCCUCCGCCGUCGGCCGCCGCUCGCGGGAGCUCUCCUCUUCCUCAGCCUUGGAGCGGUCGCGGGUUGCGCCCUCUCCAACCGCCGUAUCCCCUUCCUCCGAUUGUUGCGUACGUGGAGGGCUAAGAGACACCGCCAAAGUGGAGCAUUGGGAGAUGCCUUAGUACACUCAGCUCAUCUGUUUUCAUCCUGUAAUGUUGGUCCAAUACGUCUGCUAAAAUUCUGUGGUUAUCCUCAUCGCAUAUUGGGCAAGAACUCUCAGUUCUGCACGAAUGGAAUCUACUACUACAACCGUGCCUUCCGUUGUUGUGUAUGUGACAGUUCCAAAUCGGGAAGCAGGCAAAAAGCUAUCAGAAAGCAUUAUCAGUGAGAAGCUUGCUGCCUGUGUGAACAUAGUGCCUGGAAUUGAAUCUGUUUACUGGUGGGAGGGAAAGGUGCAAACUGAUGCUGAAGAGUUGCUCAUCAUUAAGACAAGGGAAUCUCUUGUAAAUGCCUUGACUGAACAUGUCAAAGCCAACCAUGAGUAUGACGUUCCUGAAGUCAUCUCUCUGCCCAUAAAUGGGGGCAACCUCAAGUACCUAGAGUGGCUCAAGAACAGCACUAGGGAAAACUGAUCUGGUAGAGCUUUCUGUUCACUGCAUUUGGGAGUACCUGGUAAUAUGGACUGACUGUUGUGAUUCGAGAUAUUGUGCUUGUUGCAGAACGAUUGGAGUCUGUAUGCAUCGAUGGCAUUGCUGGAACGAAUCAGACUUUACCCCCCUUAGGGUCGAAUAAACUUGAAGAGUCUGUGGAUUGCCUCCUUUCUGCCAAUUGUUUAUUGUUGGGUUGUAUAUACAGAUAAUGGCUAGAAGUGAUGACGUGUCAGAAUUUGAUGUAUCGUUGUGCCGAUGCUGAUCAUGACUUCCAGCACCAUGAAUCAGGAGCACACCCUUCUCCCGAAUUGCAAUUGGCAAGCCUACCAUGAAUGAAUGAUGAAUCCAGCCAGCA
Brachypodium distachyon (stiff brome) is the source of this 1025-nucleotide messenger RNA. RefSeq names its product protein CutA 1, chloroplastic. NCBI's taxonomy places the organism in Eukaryota, Viridiplantae, Streptophyta, Magnoliopsida, Poales, Poaceae. Gene Ontology annotation, molecular function: copper ion binding. Bases 311 to 652 code for a protein of 113 amino acids. The record is from RefSeq and is a predicted model, not a curated record. Gene Ontology annotation, biological process: response to metal ion. The transcript has 7 exons.